AUGUCAUCUCUCACCCUUUUAGGCUUGUACUUGAAUUCCCUCACGGGUAGUAUUCCAAAAUCAUUCGGCCAGCUUUCCCGCCUAACUGCAUGGAGCAUGCGCCAGAAUUAUCUGACAGGCUCUCUUCCGGUUGAACUAAGGAAUCUUACAAGUCUACAACUUGCACGGUUAUAUGAAAAUUCAUUAAGCGGAAGUAUUCCGAUCAAGUUUGGCCACCUAAAAUCCCUUCAACAAUUUGAGGCGCGAAACAAUAAUUUCAGCGAGAUGAUUCCAACAAAGUUGAGCAACUGUUCGGCGUUUGGGCUUCUCAGACUACAGGGCAAUCAACUAAGCGAGGGCAUACCUCCACAGCUGGGUCGACUACACUUCCUAGCCGAACUACAUUUGGAGUAG
Cryptomeria japonica (Japanese cedar) is the source of this 393-nucleotide messenger RNA. RefSeq names its product disease resistance protein BAK6-like. NCBI's taxonomy places the organism in Eukaryota, Viridiplantae, Streptophyta, Pinopsida, Cupressales, Cupressaceae. The transcript has a single exon. Bases 1 to 393 code for a protein of 130 amino acids. The record is from RefSeq and is a predicted model, not a curated record. Gene Ontology annotation, molecular function: protein binding.